This is a messenger RNA of Girardinichthys multiradiatus, 2088 nucleotides long. RefSeq names its product leucine rich repeat containing 31 (gene lrrc31). The transcript has 11 exons. The coding region runs from base 144 to 1865 and encodes 573 amino acids. NCBI's taxonomy places the organism in Eukaryota, Metazoa, Chordata, Actinopteri, Cyprinodontiformes, Goodeidae. The record is from RefSeq and is a predicted model, not a curated record. Gene Ontology annotation, molecular function: protein binding.
GUGCUGCUUAACUUCCGGGAUCUGCCAGCUGACGAGCACGAGACGUGACGUCACGUAGGUGACAGAGUCCAAACGAACCAGGGGACCAGUCUGCACGUCCGACUGGAUCUAAAUCUUAUAAAGCAUUGUGACUUCAGUCUGACAUGGAGUCUGCAGAUGGACAGAGGGGGCGGGAUGGAGGCAGCCAGAGACGCUCCCCCCUUGACAUCAUCAUGAGUCAGAUCCGCAGGAAACGUUCAGCAUCAGACAGGAAGCCCCUGGGACGCUUCCUGUCGCGAACCUCAGACCGGACGGGGAUCCCUGAGGAUGCAGAGUCCCAGAACAAAGGACAGAACCCAGGUGUUGGAGCCUCGGUGCAGAGCGAGCGUGACGCUGGCUGGGGAAGAGUGUGCGUUUUCCUGCAGAAAUUGGGGAAGAAGGCAGACAGCAGGAGCCUCAGUGUGGCUCACUGUGACCUGACGGCUACAGACCUGCUGGAGCUCGCAUCAUUGGUCCAGUUCCUCCCUCAGCUGGAGGAGAUGGAUGUCUCAUGGAACGAGCUUAUUGGUGGAAGUCUUAUGACAUUGACCUCUCACCUCCAACAUGUGAGUGGGAUCAGGACGCUGAAGCUCUGCAGCUGUAGGCUGAAUGCAGAUGAUGUCGCUGCUCUGGGCAAAGCCCUCCCUUCUGUUCCACUUUUGGAGGUCCUUGAUUUGUCCUGGAACAGCAGUAUUGGUGGCAGCGCUUUGCAAGGCCUGUUGGGUAAACUUCACCCAUCAUUGAGAGAGCUCCACCUGGUGGACUGUCAGCUCACUGCAGUGGAUGCUGCCGCUUUGGGAGGAACGGUGGCUGUUCUGCCAAAAAUCUGUGUGUUGGACGUUUCCUGUAACCCUCGGCUCACACAGGAAGUGGAAGCUGGUGGCUUCAAAGAGCUGGCCGCCUCCCUAUCUCACGCUGUCUCCCUGACUACACUGCGUCUGCAGGCCUGCGGCCUGACACCUGACAGCCUCGAUGCUCUCGGUAAUUCACUCCGCUGCCUCCCCUCGGUACGUGAGCUGGACCUGUCCUGUAAUAAAGGUCUGGUUGGAGGCCUGUGCCGCCUCUCCUUUCACCUGCCUCACAUCACACACCUAGAGAGCCUCGACCUUCACCUCUGCUGCCUGACACACACUGACCUGGAGGCUUUGAUCCAGGUGCUGCCCUCUCUGACUGCGCUGACAGAGGUCAACGUUUCGUCAAAUAAGGAAGCAGGAUGCGUGGUCCACCAGCUGGUCUCUGUGCUCCCACUGACUCAGAUGAGGAGGCUGCCGCUCAACAGCUGCAGGCUGAAUGAGGAGUCCUUCACUGCCCUGGCUCUGGUGGUGCCGUACCUGCGCAGUGUGGAUGUUUCUUGGUGUAAAGUGGUCGGCGGUCGCUUGCCGCUGUUGCUGGAUGCUCUGCAGCCGUCCGUAAUUGUGGAGCUCCGCCUCAGCAGCUGCGGGCUCACCACCGAUGACCUGCAUCACCUAGCUGAAGUGUGCAGACGAGGCUGUGUCUCCUCCCUCAGAGUGUUGGACCUGUCCUACAACGGCUCGGUCGCGGACGCCGGCUGGUCGGCGCUGUUCGCAGCAGGAGGUCUGCGCUCGCUGGAGGAGGCAGACGUCAGCCUUCGACCUUUGACCUCCGCUCCCUGUUCGGCCUGGCUGUCAGCGCUGCUCGUGGCUCUUCCUCGAAUGCCGGCGCUGGCCCGGCUGGCGAUGCAGCGCUGGACCGUCGGAUCGCAGGAGGGACGACAGCUGCAGUACAGCACGAAGAACAGGAACAUCCGGCUGGAAUGGGAUCCAGACGUUACUGGCUGGAAGACGAGCAGUCAGGAGGAGAGUCAGCCUGAGGAGGAGGAGGGAUGAGGAAUCCUGAAGGAUGUUUAUGGAUCACAAACAUUUCAACAAGUCAGAAACAAACUUCAUAUUUUGUGUGAAAUUCAAAGAGAUUUUUUUCCUACCUGGAAUUAUUUUCAAUUUUUCAAACAUUUCAGUUUCUGAUGCACAAAGUGACUCAAGCAGACCGUUGCAGGUUUAAUAACCACAAUUAUUCUAAUAUCUUCAAAAUAAAAUAUGUUGCAGAAAGAAA